Molecule: messenger RNA, 1976 nt
Organism: Cuscuta campestris
Lineage: Eukaryota; Viridiplantae; Streptophyta; Magnoliopsida; Solanales; Convolvulaceae
Source: the annotation of a GenBank genome assembly
CAUAGGUUUUUGGUUGAAAAAGAAGGGUAGAAGAGAAGGUAUGUCGUGUAAAUUGGAUUGGAUCCAGGGAAGGUAGGAGGAGCAGAGGAAAUCGCCAUGGAUCCAUCGCAGCAGCAGCCUCCACAGCCGGAGCAAACCCUGGCUUCCUCGUAUGCCUACGACCCCAAUCAAUCAACCUAUGUCUACUAUCAACCUUCGUACCAGUACGCAUACUACGAUCCCGCACAACAAGCGGCAUACGACGCCUACUACCAACAACCCCACCACCAAGAACAACCACCGCCUGCCAACCCAUCCGGGACGCAGUUCCCGCCUCAACCACAAUCGGAGCCGGUCUCCGCCGCCGCUCAAUACCAGUAUUCCUAUUACCAGCAGCCACAACCGCUGGGAAUGGAAUACGGAGGGGUGUACGCGCCCGUGCCCCCAACCCAGAAAUGGUUAGUCUCAAGAAUUGGAAUUCGUUGAAGAUUUUGGUGGUGUUUGAGGUGGUACAGGCACGCCGAACAGUUAUAAAUUUGAACCGUACUCCGUUUUUACUUUUCGUUUGCUUCCUUCGCACAGCAACCCACUCAUUAUGCCUUUCAGCCUUUGUAGCCUUUGUUUGGUUCGAGGGUAUUGGAAGGGAGGGAAGGAAAGUGAAGGGGUUGUGUGUGUUCGAUUGGGGGAGUUAGGGCGAAGGAGAUGAAAAUUGAGGUGCUAUGAGAAACACUCCUAACUCAUCUCCCCCCUCCCCCCAAAAAAAGGAAAACAAGGUCUGUAGGAUUUUGUGGUAUUUAUGUUUCUCAAAAAGUGGAGGACCAUGAAGGGAAUAUUUUUUUCCACAUUUUUGCUCAAAAAGUCAAAAGGAUUGUCUAUGGAAUGAUUUCAAAUAUAGAGGAAGAGAAUAUUUUGAAAUAGAGGACUAUAUUUGGAAACAAACAUGUUAUAAAGGACUAUAUAGGAAAUAUACUCAAAUUUUAAUUACAAAAAAUUACGGAGCAUAUAAAAAACUCUUUUUUACAUAUUUUUCCAAAAUACUACCUUUGCACUACUUCAUUGACCAACCAUAUACGGAGUAUUUUUAAACCACCUUCGUUUUUCGUCCACACUACUUCCCUCUUUUCUUAUCCUCUCCACUUUAUUGAACCAAACAAGUGCUGUGUGGGUGCUUCCAUAGACCUGUGAUGCAUUUAUGGUCCAACACUUCUAUAGAAUGAACUCCCCUUGUCCCACAAAUGGCUCUUGGCUUGACUUGGCAAAAAAUUUAAGGAAAGUGAAAAAGUGUGGUUGAAAAUGAUGUAGAGGAGAGAGAAAGAUCGAGAACUACUCAAAGUUUUCCAAAAAAGGAAAGGAGUCUUUUUUUGGGACGUCUCAAAAAGGAAUUAAAGAGUUUUCUUUUUGAGAUGGAGGGAGUAAGAAACAAGGAAAGUUUAAUGUACCAUUUUAGGUUAGUCCAUCAUUUAUCCGAAGCUAAAACAUUGUUUAAAAUGACUCUUUUAGCUCCAUUGGCAAUGGAUGCUAACAACUCCCAACAUAAAAGGUACGAGUAUUUAUUUACUUAGGUAUCUAUUGUUUUGUUUGACAGCCGAACAAAUAAAUAAGCCAUGCAAUGUGUAGAUGUUAUAGUCCUACUUGUGUGGGUAAUGUUGAGGAAGUGCUGGCUGUUAUAUGUUUAUGCAGGAGUCUUUGAAGUUUAAGGCUGACAUUGUAUGUUAAUUGUGUUGCUUCAAAAUAAGAACCAACUCCUUUCAGUGUCAAUAUGAAGAGGAACUCAAAUCGUUGCAUAUGCAAUUAUGCACGAUGGUUGUUGGGCGACCAGAUUAUUUCCUAGUACUUUUGCUUGACAUUAUGUUUUAUGCCAUAACCAUAAUUUUGAAAAUCAAGCCAGACCGGCUGAAGGGGUAACCUUCCAGGUAUCUAGCCUGGUCAUCAUCAACUCAACUUAAAAAUUGAUUUUGAUGUUAUAUGGUUGAAUUUAUGCUCUUUUUGCAUAUGUU